AUGAUCCUGUUCUGGUUAGUUGUCAGUCAAAACGGAACACAGAAGCUAUGUCGUUGGUACGCCCCGUUCACAGAGGAGGAGCAGACGUGGGUGCUUCUACAGGUGAAGCAGCAGCUGCUGCUUCCCCGCCCAGAAGCAGCAGACAGCAGCAACGGUGCUGCUCGGGAGAGUUCGAGGGAGAAUGAAACAUCACGCGUUUUAAUGUUCCCUCCUCUCCACAGCAGCAGGGAAAGCGACAGCAGCAGCAGCCGGGCAGUGUUCAGACAGCAUGGCCCUUUGUAUUGCGCUGCCGGCAUAAACGCUGAAGAGACGCCACUUGUCAUUGGGGAACUGAUAGACUUGUGGGUGGGAGUGCUUCAGCAGUUGCUGGGGGUCCCUGCUGCUGCGGGGAGUGCCGUGCUCGAGACGCAGCUGUCGCUGCACAUAGAGCCUGCGCUGUUGCUGCUAGACACCAUGCUGCAGCAGGGGUAUCUCGUGUGUACUGACACCGAAACGCUGCUAGCUAGGGUGCGGGAGCUGAUGAAGCAGGACUGA
Eimeria necatrix is the source of this 534-nucleotide messenger RNA. RefSeq lists its product as hypothetical. Lineage: Eukaryota; Apicomplexa; Conoidasida; Eucoccidiorida; Eimeriidae. The record is from RefSeq and is a predicted model, not a curated record. The transcript has a single exon. Bases 1 to 534 code for a protein of 177 amino acids.